AUUGUAUGCACUUUAUGCAAACGUGACUGUUACAUUGCUUUUGUUAACUGCAGUUGUAACUCUCAUCCUGUUUGCCUGCGACAUGAUAUUAAGUCACUUGACUUACCAUGUGGGAACUAUCAUGGCCUUUUCUUGAGGGAUGAUGUCAGAGAGAUGGAAGCUACUGCCAAGAAGUUUGAGGAAGACAACCCCAUAUCAGAAGCGGUUGAUCGACAAGCUGAAAAUGGUGAUGACAUGUAUUCCUAUCCACUAUCAAAUAAGUUCCAGAAUGUAGAGGAUGGAUACUUUCCAUACUGUGAGAUAAAUGUUGUUUUGAAUCUGGAGGUUGCUACAAUAACUUCACUACGGGUCAACCAGUAGAUUAGGGACAUCCUUCAAUGAGCCAUGAGACUGGAAAUUUUCGACCUGAACCGACAGAUGCUUUCUCUUCUUUUUCCGCAUCGACUUUAUGUUCUUUUGUGGAAAGUGUCGGAUCCUCGCCAAGAAAUGUACAGGAGUUAGCUAACCUAAGAAACACUAAUGAUAUAAGGUUCUCUGAAGAAGUCUCAGAAAAUACAUAUGAAUCAUCUGUAUCUUGUUUGUCACGUGAAGCUCGUCCAGGUAUCCAUCAGUAUAAUGGUCAUGAACCAGAGAGUAGGUCUAUAGUCGCCAAUGACAGUGAUAGUUCUGAUUCAGAGAUAUUUAGGGUUAAACGGCCUUCUUUUUUGAAGGCUGAGAAAAGAAAUGGGAAUCAGGCCAUGUCAUCUAAGAGCUCUGAACACCAGGGGCUCAAGCGAUUAAAGAAACUCCAACAUGAAGGAAGGUGUCGGCAAUCAGUGCCAUCUGAAUGCUGUAGAAAUGAUGAACGGAAUCACAACAUUAGUCGCACUUCUGAUUAUAAAGAAGCUCGAAGAGGCCACCUUCCCAUUUCUAUCAAGUAUAGGAAGUCGGGAAAUGACGAGGCAAUGAUUCGGCAGCAAGAGCAGCACCGAAAUGACAGAUUAAAACACGAGCUAGGAAAGUGCACGAGGGAACCUCCUCCAUUAGAGAUGGGUCCAAUUCCGAAACGCAUUAAAGUGAGGGGGCCAAUAUAUGUAAGUUCAGAAAGGAGACUGGAUUGAAGUGAAGAUUAUAGAUAGUAGAUGGAUGUGUAGAAAGUGAUGGAGCCUGACUUUGCUAACUUCAUCCACUCUAACCUAAUGGAGUUCUAAGUUCUAACAAUUCCGAAAGUUGAUUGAUAUUGGUCAGGGAGUAGCAGGCGAAGAUUUUAGGACAAAAAAAUUAUAUUCUUUGUGCAAAUUGCACUAGCAGUGGAUUGAUUGAUGGUGGGUUCUCAGGCGGGGGUGUUUUUCCUGUGGAGAGCCGUCGUGUAAAAGUUUAAAAUUUAGAAUUUGGGGUCAAUGGCUUUUGUUUC
Molecule: messenger RNA, 1393 nt
Organism: Hibiscus syriacus
Lineage: Eukaryota; Viridiplantae; Streptophyta; Magnoliopsida; Malvales; Malvaceae
Exons: 4
Coding region: 378-1100 (240 amino acids)
Source: RefSeq, a predicted model, not a curated record